Messenger RNA from Vombatus ursinus (common wombat), 3861 nucleotides. RefSeq names its product tripartite motif-containing protein 59-like. The record is from RefSeq and is a predicted model, not a curated record. Gene Ontology annotation, molecular function: zinc ion binding; GTP binding. Bases 280 to 2370 code for a protein of 696 amino acids. Lineage: Eukaryota; Metazoa; Chordata; Mammalia; Diprotodontia; Vombatidae. Gene Ontology annotation, cellular component: membrane. The transcript is spliced from 9 exons.
GGCCGCAGCGGAAAAGGAAAAGUGAAAGUCGUAAAGAAGAUUUCCAAAGUCCCCCUUGGGUUGGGCAGCUUUUUCUUCCCGAGCCUGCAACCUCCUGCCGCUUCUCCAGCCACCAUCGGACUCCGCGGGGUUGCAUUUCCCUCCGUCUGUCCCUGCCCUCUCCAUCUCCUGGGUCGGACAAGGAAUCAGGAACAUCUGGCAAGAUUUUGGAAGAAUUUAAGACUACCUGAAAGAGUUGUUAAGUCUAAGGAAGCAGAAUCCAGGUGAAAUAAAGUGGUCAUGGCUGCCAGACCCCUACCAGAGACCCUCCUGGAAGAACUGACCUGCAGUAUUUGUGUGGAGCACUUGAAGGACCCAGUCAGCAUUCCCUGUGGCCACAGUUUCUGCCGAGUCUGUAUCACUGAGCUAUGUGACUAUUAUAAAACCCAUGUCCGGGGCUCAGUGUCCUGUCCGAUUUGCAAGAAACUUUUUCAAAAGGAAAACAUCAGUCCCAAUUGGGUGCUGGCACAAUUAGUCCCCAACCUCCUCAACCUAGGACUCUCUGAUAAGCAACCAGAAGAUUCUAAACAACCAGCAGAUUAUCAGCUUUGCAAGCGGCAUGGGGAAAAGACCUUUUUCUACUGUGAAACAGAUGAGCAGUUCCUGUGCUUUGUGUGCAGGGAGCUCCGAGAGCACAGUAGUCAUGUUGUCCUACCGGUAGAGGAUGCUGCCCAGCCCUACAAAGAUGAAAUUCAGAGACAGCUGGAAAGUCUGAAGGAAUCCAAAGAAAAAAUUAUGCAUUUGAAGGGAAACAAUACGUUCCAGGCACUGCUGAAUCAAAUCCAAGACAAUAAACUGAGAAUUGUGUCUGAGUAUCAGCAGUUCCGGGAGUUCCUUGAUCUACAGGAACAACUCCUCUUGGCCCAAAUGGAGGAGCUAGAGAAGGACAUCACCUGUAAGAAGGAGCAACAUGUCAACCAAGUCUCUCAAAAAAUAUCUCAUCUUGAAAAAUUAAUAAGUAAAAUGGAGGAGAGAGCUUCUCAGACCCCAAGCGAAAUCCUUAAGAUCAAAAAACAAUUGGAAGAAAGGUGGGAGAAAGAACAGGUCCUGACCCCUUUCACCACCUCCCAAGACCUAGAAGAGAGAGUGUGUGCAUUCACUGGAAAGAUAGAUGCCUUGGAGGAAUCCAUGAGAAGUUUCAAAGCUCCAUGGCUACAACUUCACCUUCAGAACAAGACAACUAAGAAAGAGAUAUGCCACACAGUGGAGCAGGUGUUAUACCAACUUGCCACUGAAAUAAUAACCCAAUCUAAGUUGAAAGAUGGUCAAGGAGUCAUUUCUGAAACAGACAUGUCUGAAAUACUAGAGAUGCUGGUCCUGGGAAAAUUAAAAGAAGUAUCUUCCAGAUUAAGAAUGAAAAUGAAGACUACCCCCUUGAGAGUAGCUGUGGUUGGAAAUGCUUCCCUGAGUGAUUCACUGAUUCAUUCUCUGCAUGUAUUUACUUUGAAGGCAAAUAUGGAAGCUCUUUCUUUCCCAGAUGUUUUCACGGUCCCCUUUGUUGCAGAGUCGCUACCAGAUAUUGAGACAUACAGGGAACCAGUAACAACUUACCUGAAGGAGAUAGAUUGUGGCCAUUUUGAUGUUGUCCUCAUUAUUGUCUCUAUCUGCAUUGAAUCCAUUCAUACCAGCCUAGCAAUAGAGCUCCACAAUAUGGGGAAGAAGGUGUAUUUCAUCUCAAUAAAUGCACAUCUCAUCUCAGCAUUCCCAGAUUUAUGGUUCAACUUGGAAAAUGCAAAGCUAUUUGUAUGGAACCUGGAAAGGAUAGGUAUAAGUAAUCCUCAAGUAUUCCUGAUCUCUGUCAUGAAUGACAUAUCUGACUUUGCAACUUUUUCUAGUGCCUUGAGGGCAUUUGAAGAUCAGAGGAGGGUCAAGGCUCAGACUUUGAUGGAUUACCUGUGUCAUAUCUGUGUAGAUGCCAUUGAGAGGAAGAAGACUGCCUUGCAGGGGAUAAUUGGAGUGGAAUCUUUGAUGGUAGCCCUACAAGUCACUGCUAGUUCUGGGGUUUUAGCCCAGCUCAGGGCCUGUCUGAGUCAUUAUCGAAAGUUCUUUGGGGUGGAUGAUCUUUCCCUCACUAAUCUGGCUCAGAUGUUUGGUUGGAACAUAAAGGAAUUACAGGGCACAACCAAGUCCUGGAAUUUGCAGGCACUCAUAAAAGACAAUCAAAAAUUAGCUAUUUUCACAGGCAGGAAGGUUGAGGUAGCAAAGCUUCCUCACCAACACAGUUACCAAAAAUUAUAUAAUCAAGCUCAUGACAUACAUAACUAUUUUCUUGAAAUAGUGACCAAUGAUGCAAUGACGGUCUUUCAGAAAAUAUGGCUGGAGCUGUCUUAAGAAGCCAAUUGAUCUUGUAAGUCUCAGAAACUAUGACCAAUCCCCUGCAAUUUUACUUCCACCCAAAAUCCCUCUUCUGUUCAUCUUCCAAGUACUGCAACCAAAAUGCUUCUUGGACUUCCAUAUCAUUGGCAUAGAAGACUGAAAUAAUUCGUAAUUUUUGUACACAAGGCAAACUAACCACUUGGUUUCAAGGGCUGCUAACACUUUAUUCUGUUUCAAAGUUGGUCUUCGUGUCCCACAAUGAAGUUUCAUGAGACUGCAGAACCUCUGACCCAUACCAUUACCACCUAUAUCUAUUGCAACAAGCUACCAUUCUGUGACCAGUUAGUGUCAGAGAUAGGUUUGAGCCAGUUCACCUGUCUCCCAAGACAGGAUUUUUCCCCUGAUCCAUAGUUAGCUUUAAUCCACAAGUAUUUAUUAAUGAACUCUUAUUAUGCUAGGUGAUAUGGGAGAUAUGGAGAAGUGCAAGAAGUUUCUGCCUUCUAUAACAUUGUAAUCUAAUUAAGGAAAUCAUAGGACCUUAUUUUUGAAGGAAACAGACAUUAUUUAGUCCAAGUCCCAUUUAAAAAUCUCCAUUAUAACAUCCCCGAUAAAAACAUCAAGUCCAGUACAAGAACUGAGUAUCUCCCAAGGCAACAUCUUCGACUUUUGACUAACUUUGAUUGUUUUUAUGGAAGUACAUUUGUUCAAGGUGCAAAAAAAUUGCCUUAAAGGUUCUCUUCCAAAAAUAUCUUCAAUCCACACACCAAAAUCAUUCAAAAUACUUCAAAAGAUGUGACAAUACAAAAACAGUUAUAUCAGUACUUUUUAUUAUAAUAACUGGAAAACAAAGUGGGUGGUCAUCAUUUGGUGAUUGAAUAAAUUAAGGCAUAGGAUAUAACAGAAUAUCACACUGUAAGAAAUGAUAAGUAUGAUAGACUCAGAGAAACUUGGAAAGAUUUUUCUAAACUGAUAUAAAGUGAAAUGAGCAGGACACCAGGACAGUUAACACAGUGAUAAUAGUAGUGUAAAGGAAAAUAAUUUUAAAAGACAUAAGAACGCUGAUCAAUGCAAUUACCAAUUAUUACUCCAUAACACUGAUGAUGCAGUCUUGGCAGAAAAGUGAUGAAUAGAGAUACAGAAUGGGACAUCCAUUUUUCAGACCCAGCUAAUGAUUUGUUUUGCUUAACUAUACUUAUUUGUUACAAUGGAGGACUCCUAUAGGAAGGGGGUAUUGGAGUUGGAAGAGGAGAUAAGGGAUGGUAAUAGUAAUGCAGAAAAAUAAAAAAAAGCAUCAGUAAAAUAUCUUAAAAUACAAAGAAGAAAGCAGUGAGAAGUUCAAAAGAGGACAUAGAUAAGCUGGGAAGUUUUAUUGUCAUGUUAAAUUUAAUAUACACUUUAAAACUAACACUAUGAAAGUUUAAAGCUGCAUACAUAAUCUUUUAUGUUCUUUGUAUAUUGAAAUGUUCAUUUAUUAAUGUUAAGUUUAUAAUAAAAAUUUUUUAAAAA